AUGGUUGGCAUGGUGAUGGAGGAUGCCUUGCUGGCUAAUGGUGAUAGACUCGUGAGUGAACUGAGCAGAGCAAAGGGUGCAAACAGCAAAUUCCUGUGCAAACAGCAAACAUCCCGGUGCCAGCCUUACACUACCAAAGAUCUAAAUGCGGCCAGUGUCUCACAUGAAGUAUUCUUUGAUGUGGACAUACCCAAAACAGCCUUCAUCACCAACUUCAGCAUAGAGAUUGAGGAAGCGAUAUAUUUCAGUGAGCUGUUAUUUGUUGUUCAAUUUUGGUACUUGUUGUUGUCUGAAAUGGGAAUUGCAUUUUCAACAUGUCCCUUGUUUUUAGGGCCAAGAAGUCUUCCUGAGAUCCUAGAAAGCAUUCAUAAUACCAUUGCUGAGAAGAAUAUUACAUUGUUAUCUUUAGCCUUUGGUGCCAAUGCAGACUAUGUAUUUUUGGACACUUUAAGCAAGCAGAACAAUGGUAUGGCUCGCAGGAUUUACGAAGACUCAGAUGCUCCACUUCAGCUACAGGGGUUUUAUGAAGAAGUGGCAAGUCCUCUCCUCUCAGAGGUGAAUUUUCACUACCCGGACAACACUGUUAACUCAUUGACAAGAAGCCACUUUAAACAACUCUUCAAUGGCUCUGAGAUUAUGGUUACUGUGUCCGCACAAGGGGAAAAUGCUCACAAGUGGGAUACCAUAUUACCUGAUGAAGAGUAUAUCUUUGGGGACUUCACUGAGCGUCUCUGGGCGUAUCUGACCAUCCAGGAGCUCUUGGAUAAGAAAGAAAAGGGCUCACCAGAUGAGAAAGGAAAUGCCACUGCUGAGGCUUUAAACUUUUCGUUGAAGUACAACUUCGUCACACCGCUUACCUCCAUGGUCAUCACUAAACCUGAAAGUAAUGACUCACUCAUUGCGGAUAAGUUAACUGAAGGUCAUGUGCCUAUACCAUCUAGCAAUGCCUACAGGGCCUCAGUAGCAGCACCUACAUAUUUUGUUGAUGGAGAUCCACACUUCAUCAUUGAGUUGCCAGAUCAGAAUGAUGCUCUGUGCUUCAACAUUGAUGACAAACCUGGUACCAUAUUCAACCUGGUUAGAGACCCACUUACAGGUAUUGUGGUCAAUGGCCAAACCAUUGGAGAUAAGAAGGUCAUCCUAGGGAAAAAAGUGAACACCUAUUUUGGCCGAUUUGGAAUCGUUCAUGAGAUGUUUGGUAUAAGAUUAACAGUAAGCACUAAGGAGGUCUCGGUGUCUGAGGCAGGAAAACAGGCAAAAUUCUUCUGGACUGAUACUGCCACCAUCAAAGGGCCUAACAUGGAUCUGAAGGUAAUCAAAGAUCGCAGUUUGACAGUGACCUUGAAGAACUCGGUAAGGUUUCUGAUUAUCCUUCACAAAGUGUGGAAGAAACACCCAUAUCACCAAGACUACCUUGGAUUCUACACCUUGGACAGCCACCUUCUUUCACACAAUGUCCAUGGCCUACUUGGACAGUUCUGUUAUGGGGUUGAGUUUAAGGUGAGUGACCUGUUUCCAGGAGAAGAUCCAGACAAACCAGAUGCCAUCAUGUUUGUGAAGGGACAUGAGCUUGUGGUUACCAGGGGUUGGCAGAGAGAUUUCAGACAGGAUGUGAAGAAUGGAGAAAACGUGCCUUGCUGGUUCAUUCACAAUAACGGCACAGGACUCCUUGAUGGAGUUCACACAGACUACAUUGUUUCUGGUCUCUUCAAGACUAUCUAAGAAUGGGCCUUUGUGGCCAGACGAAAAGAUGAUAAAACAACUUUAAUGAAGCAGAUGAUAAGAUUGAAGAUAAAAAAAUAUAUAUAUAUUUUUUUUGUCUGUUUCAAAGUAACUAAAACUCUUUAAAUAUUAGGUCAUUCAGACAACCUUUAAAUGUAAUUUUAACAAGUGGCCUAACAAGUGGCUUUUUUUCACUUAAAAAAAAUAAAAACUGAAGAAGCAUAUGAA
Molecule: messenger RNA, 1950 nt
Organism: Myxocyprinus asiaticus (Chinese sucker)
Lineage: Eukaryota; Metazoa; Chordata; Actinopteri; Cypriniformes; Catostomidae
Product: inter-alpha-trypsin inhibitor heavy chain H3-like
Exons: 15
Coding region: 1-1722 (573 amino acids)
Biological process (GO): hyaluronan metabolic process
Molecular function (GO): serine-type endopeptidase inhibitor activity
Source: RefSeq, a predicted model, not a curated record